AUGUCCGACUUAACUAUCGAUCCUACAUCUCCAAUCAAGGGCAAGUCUUCCCCCAGGAAGUACCGAAAAGUACGAAGCAUUGGAACAGCCAGCAUCGAUAUAUCUCCCACUCAACGCGAACUCCUCAAUCUCCCAUCACCGUAUCACGAUGACACUCCCGCCACCAUUGCAGGCCCAGCAGGAAACGAUCCUACGAUCCCAUCCAUACUUUCCUCUUCAACACCAGCACAGAAUGUGGACAAGCACCCCAAGCUCACAAACCUCACUCGAACCAUCACCUCAUUCUUCAAUCGCACACUCUACUCAAAACUAACACAAAACGAGACCGACAUUGAAAACAACCCUGGACUCACCCAAGGAGACAAAGACAACAGCACCUAUCACUCCGACUCUUCCUCAUCCACCACAACACCCACCUCCCACAAAACCAACAAGAAACCCAAGAAACGCACCCAUCACAAACCCCACUGGUCCGACUACGAAGAGACCCCCUCAGACAGAUGGUCCGCGGUAAUCUUCCUCCUGCUUCUCCUCUCCAUCCUCUUCAACCUCUUCCUCGUCUUCAACGGACCCCCCAACGGCAUCCCGCGGCACCCGAAACCAAAAGACAACCCCCUACCCCACGCGGGAUUCCACUUCAAAGAGCGCGGAAAGAACUACACGUGCUACGAGACGCAGACGACGACAUUCGAGGCGAACUACGAGUACUCGAACACGUUCAAUGCGUACGACCACCUGUGGCGCGAGCUACAGGGUAAGAGCCACGGCACCGUGUACACGAGCAUCAAUCGGCCGGAUGGGGAGGUGAGGAGGGCGGGACUGGCAAUGUUUCAUCAGUUGGACUGUCUGGCCAAGAUUAGGGCUGUGGUGCAGGGGCUACAGAAUGGGGGGACGGAUACGGAGGAUGUCGGGGAGCAUCAUGGGUAUUGGCCACAUUGCUUUGAUUACUUGAGGCGGGUUAUUGAGUGUAAUGCGGAUGAUAGUUUGGAGGUGAGUAGGGUUGUCGGUGGGAGAUGGGUUGUUGAGGGGUUUGGGAGUAUGAAGGAGUGUAGGGAUAACAAGUGGCUGUAUGAUGUAACGGAUUGUGGGGAGAAGGGAUGUGAAGGGAAAGCAUUCUAUCAUUCUGAAGAAGAGCUGCGUAAGAUCCAUAAGACGGAGGAGGAAGAGGUCGAGAAGGCGAGAAAGCACGAUUAGGUAGUUGACACAUUGCGUGAACUGAUCAAAUUUUAUUCAUUGGGACAUUAUUCCACAUGUAUGCCAUCAUCCUCCUCUUCGAUCAAUCUUCGCUCAAGACUACACCUCAACACCCUCUUCGUUUUCCCAACCUCGAACCCCUUCAACCGAUCAUCCUCCCUAUCCCAAUAAACAGCCCACCCAUAACCCCCCUUCUCUUCCUCAACGGCUACAAGACUUUCCUCCCCAUCCAAAACAAGCCCUUGCUCGUCGUCCUCCGUCCAAUCCCAAGGUCCAAUGAAGUGAUCUCGCGCCACUGCCCUGGGCCCAUACUUCAGCUCCCUCGUAUUCUUAUCUGCAUAUAUCCAGUUGAGUUUGUGUUUCGCUGCUCUUGAACUGCGCUUUCCUUUGCCCUUGGAUUUCGACUUUGGAGAUGAAGAAGAGGGAUCGGGUGGAAUGGUGCUCACGAGACCUAGGAUCCUAGGCGCCGGGAU
This is a messenger RNA of Aaosphaeria arxii CBS 175.79, 1667 nucleotides long. RefSeq lists its product as uncharacterized. The coding region runs from base 1 to 1194 and encodes 397 amino acids. Gene Ontology annotation, biological process: mycotoxin biosynthetic process. The transcript has a single exon. NCBI's taxonomy places the organism in Eukaryota, Fungi, Ascomycota, Dothideomycetes, Pleosporales. The record is from RefSeq and is a predicted model, not a curated record.